GGUGUCCAAGAAGACAACAAGUACUUUAGGUUACAAGUCGAAAUACGACGUUUUCGAAAGCCAAGGAGACCGCGAUCCAAUUCAACAAUUGUUUUAAUGAAUCAACAGGAGACUAUUUCUUGGCAGUUGUUUGAACUACAGUCCCAACACGAGAACGGAGAAUAUAGCAUAUUAUUACAAAAAUCACAUAGGAUCUUACAAACUUUGAGUUCUUUGGAUACUUCCGAUGCCGCAAACGUUAUUGCUAAGAAGCAACUUUUGUCUGCUCUACAAGCAAGGUGCUUCGCUCUUUUGAGAUUGGGAAGAACAAAAGAAGCUUUACAGGGUAUCGAUAAGUUACUUUCCUAUCCUUUAGAUUCGAUUUUUUCCAAGGAGAAAAAGGCAGAGAUACUUUACUAUAAGGCAUAUGCACUCUAUAAUGCGUACCAACUAGAAGAGGCCUUGGAAACCUGCCAGAAGAUUAAAGAAUUAGAUCCCCAGAGAGGUGCUCUACACUUGGAGGCGCAGAUUCUCUUUCGCUGCGCUAGGUAUAAGGAGGCUUCACAGCUUUUCUGCCAGUUUUUGUCUUUUAAUCCCACGAUAGAGAAUAUUUGUAAUGCAGCAUCAGCACAGUUACUUUCUGGUAAUUGGAGAGAGGCUUUAAACAUCUGUCAGAAGCAACCAGGUUCCUAUGAGCUUAUGUUUAUUGAAGCCUGUGCUUACUGUGAAAGUGAGUCGGUGGAAAAAGCUGAACAGUGUUUACUUGAAGCCAUACAACAGUGCUCGAGUGCUCUACAAGAAGAUCAAAGGUCGCAAGAAGAAAUAGAGGAAGAACUUUUGCCUCUAAAGACACAGCUAGCCUUUGUUUAUCAAUUGUCUGGUCGUGAGGCUAAAGCAGAAGAACUUCUUCAUGAUAUAGUUACGAAGAAAGGGAAUGAUUGGAACUCAUAUUCAGUCGCAGUUUGCAAUCUUGUCGCUUUAAGAGGUUAUCGUGAAGUUCACGACUCGUUAAAACGUCUCAAGUCGAUUAUUACUAAGAAGAGCUUUGUAAAAUUGACUCAUAAGCAACAGGUUGCGAUUCUAUUGAACCGUAUACUUCUUCUAUUGCAUCUCAGGAAGUUUGAUGCUUGUAUCUUGGGAUUAAACGAACUAGUGAAACGAGAAGAAUGGGAGUUGGUUCUUCUUCUGAAAUGUUGUAUUUUGGAUAGACAAAGAAAGUGGGAUGAGGCUUCCCAAUUUGUUCGAGACUUUGCUAUAUCGCAUUCUGAUUUGUCUUUGCAAUGUGACGCAAUACUGGCACAAAUGGCCCUUAAUAAGGGAGACUUGAAAAUGUGCAUCGAUGUAUUGAAACAUUCUAAGAACCUUUCACAUUAUCCUGGCGUCAUAUCUACAGUUGCCUGUUUGUAUGAAAUGCUGGGAGAAACGGAAACCGCAGUUGAAAUCAUGAGAGAAUUGGUUCAAAAGCCUGGAGCAACUGCUGAAGAAUCCAAAAAGUUGAUGAUGUCUAUUGGAUAUUUAUUGAGAAGGAAGCACUUGUAUGAUCGAGCCAAAGAACUACUGGAUGAUCAUUUAUUCAAUUAUCCAAACGAUAUAGAAGUUGUAGCAGAAAAUGUUGUCGCCACUUGUCAUGUUGAUUUAAGUGCUGCUGUAACUUGGGCCGAGAAGUUACCAUCGUUGGCUCUUGAUUCUCCUUCCUUGACUGAGGAGACAGAAUCUAAGUUUCUUGGCUUGAUCUUACGUUCUUAUCAUUCGUCGAAUGGUGAACAAGACGCAAAAGACCAUGAUAGAAAUAAAAACUUACGAAAGAAGAGACGACGGGGAAAGAAACCUUUGCCUAAGGGAUAUAAUCCAAAUCAACCACCACCAGAUCCCGAAAAAUGGCUUCCAAGGUCCGCACGGAAUUUGCAGAAGAAGAAGAAGAAGAGCAGCAAGCAUCAUGAGAUUCCUAAAAUGCAGGGUGCCGAUGUAUCUAAAGUUGAUAAUAGUAUGGAUUGGCAAAGGAAUGCUAGUUCUCAAGUGAAUGACAGUCUAUCAGAUAGACCAAAAGGAAGUAGUCGACGAAAGGCUCCUAGAAAACGAAGAUAAAAUUUUUCAAAUACUUUUGUUUACGAAC
Galdieria sulphuraria is the source of this 2092-nucleotide messenger RNA. RefSeq names its product signal recognition particle subunit SRP72. The record is from RefSeq and is a predicted model, not a curated record. Gene Ontology annotation, cellular component: signal recognition particle, endoplasmic reticulum targeting. Gene Ontology annotation, molecular function: protein binding; ribosome binding; 7S RNA binding. Bases 97 to 2064 code for a protein of 655 amino acids. The transcript has 2 exons. Lineage: Eukaryota; Rhodophyta; Bangiophyceae; Galdieriales; Galdieriaceae. Gene Ontology annotation, biological process: SRP-dependent cotranslational protein targeting to membrane.